Messenger RNA from Gadus chalcogrammus (walleye pollock), 1822 nucleotides. It is a transcript of the gene atf7b, whose product is annotated as activating transcription factor 7b. The coding region runs from base 502 to 1713 and encodes 403 amino acids. NCBI's taxonomy places the organism in Eukaryota, Metazoa, Chordata, Actinopteri, Gadiformes, Gadidae. Gene Ontology annotation, molecular function: DNA-binding transcription factor activity, RNA polymerase II-specific; cAMP response element binding. The record is from RefSeq and is a predicted model, not a curated record. The transcript has 11 exons. Gene Ontology annotation, biological process: regulation of transcription by RNA polymerase II.
UAUUUUUAACAGCUUGAUCUUUAUUUUUCUGUUUGAAAACGGAUGGAAAAUUUCUGACAAAUGCACUGAUUGUGAGUCACUUUGGAUAUUGGCGUCUUCUGAAUGUAAAUGCAAAUGGUGUGACAUUUUAAAAGCAUCAUUGGAUUCAUUUUUUCAAAGAUCUUGAUCCUGCUAUAUUUUAUUUAUUUAAAUUAGUUAUUUACGGCUAUUAUUAAUAGGCUGUAACUGUAUUUACCAAAGCUUUCCGUGAGUCGGUAGUAAACAAAUCGUAAAAAAUGUUGUAUACUAGAGAGGAUUUGUGAAAUUAUAUAAGACUAGAAUUAGUGUACAAUAUUUGGAUAAACCCAAAUCCCUAACGAAUUAUGUAAGGUUUCAAUGUAUUCCUAGAUCCUAUUUCAUAAGAUUGGUCCGUUAUAAUAAACUACUUUCAAAGCCAAUAAAUAACAUUAAUUAAACGUAUUGCUCAAUAUUGUUUAUUACAGAAAUUACAGUUUCGUUACAAUGUGUUACGUAAGAUCUCGGCAGCCGGAUGCACUUCUCGCGAUACCUGCCGGACUGUGUGUGAGUGAGUGUCAACAUCGGCCCGCAGCGCAGCGUCCUGAGUCAGGGGAGGAAUCGGGAUUGCCGUGUGAGAUGGGGGAUGACAGGCCUUUCGCUUGCACUGCCCCUGGCUGUGGGCAGCGGUUCACCAAUGAAGACCAUCUAUCGGUCCACAAACACAAACAUGAAAUGACUCUGAAGUUCGGUCCUGCACGGACGGACUCGGUCAUCAUCGCAGACCAGACCCCAACCCCCACCCGAUUCCUGAAGAACUGCGAGGAGGUGGGGCUGUUCAACGAGCUGGCCCACUCCUUCGAGCAGGAGUUUCGUAAAGCACAGGACGAUGACCACAGAACCAAGAACACGAAUGUCCCACUGCAGACACCGUCGGAGGUCAAGGGUGAAGUCCAGGGUCCGCUGCAGGUGGACUCGUCCCCUCCAGGGAGCCCCGACUCGACCUCCAGCAUGUCAGACGACAGCCGGGAACCCCCGCAGGAGAUGGAGCCCCCAAAGCCUGCCCCCAUCUCUGCCCCCACCCCUACCAUCGUGCGCCCGGGUUCGCUGCCCCUCCACAUGGGGUUUGACUCACUGAACCCCACGCUCCCCUCCCCCACGUCGGUCAUCACGCAGACCCCGCCCUCCAACAGACAGCUGGGGUCCCCGACGGCCUCGUACCCGCUGGUCAUGCACCUCCCUAACGGCCAGACGCUGCCCCUGCUGCCCAGCCCGGUGCAGAUGACCUCCGUCAUAUCGCUGGCCCGGCCGCUGAACGCCGUGCCCAACAUUCCCGGGAUCCCCGGCCCCCCGGUGGGCGGGGCCAGCAGCGGUUCCUCCUCCCCGUCCGGGUACAGCAUGCACGCCGACGCCAAGAUGGUGUCUCCCGCCCAGCCCACGGGGGGGCGGCGGCGCCGGGCGUCGGACGUGGACCCCGAUGAGCGGCGGCAGCGCUUCCUGGAGCGCAACCGCGCGGCGGCCUCACGCUGCCGGCAGAAGAGGAAGGUGUGGGUGGGCUCCCUGGAGAAGAAGGCCGACGACCUCGCCAACAUGAAUGUCUCCCUCUCUAACGAGGUGACCCUGCUGAGGAACGAGGUGACCCAGCUGAAGCAGCUCCUCCUGGCCCACAAGGACUGCCCCGUCACGGCCAUGCAGAAGAAGAACGCCUUCCUAGGGUGACUGUUGUCUCGUUCAGCCGCAGGCGGGGAGGAGAGUUCCCGGGAGCCGUCGGCCGAGCCGCUGGGCUCCCCGGCGGCGGUCAUCCAGCACGGGCCCCCCCCCGGGGCCU